Messenger RNA from Carica papaya (papaya), 4460 nucleotides. The record is from RefSeq and is a predicted model, not a curated record. NCBI's taxonomy places the organism in Eukaryota, Viridiplantae, Streptophyta, Magnoliopsida, Brassicales, Caricaceae.
AUUUUAAGAUAUUAUAAAAGCAGACUCCUUCUCUCCUUAAAUUAAAAUUUAACCCUAACAUCAAAUUCCUCCUCUGUUUCGCGAAGCCCAGCUUCACUCUCCCCGACUCUACUCUCUCCUCCCCCCCCCCCCCCCUCCCCCGCGCAAUCUUGCCCACUAAGAAUAUUCAGAAUCCCAAUAUUAAGCUGCCCUUCAUCAAAAUUUUGCUGGUUUAUUUAUACAUAUAUUGCUGUUUUUAGGCUUCUGUAAUCAUUUCCGUGUACAAUUACAGAUUAGGGCUCUUUAUAUUCUUGUUUCCCUCUUUAAUUAGAUGGAUUCCUGAUUGUAUUCUUUCUAUUGUUUUUAAUUCGAUGUUCUCCAUGUAAUUAUACUGUUUAUUAUCAAUAAAUAGCGGAUCAGUGAGAUUUAGGGUUAGGGUUUUCUUUUCUUUUUUUUUUUUAAUUUGUAUGUUGACGGGCAUGGAGAAUUCGCGUAGACCGUUUGAUAGAUCGAGAGACCCCGGACUACUAAAGAAACCACGAUUGGCCGAGGAACCUGUUCGCGCUGCGAAUCCUAGCGGCAGGCCGUUUGCGCAGAGGCCGGUCGCUGCGGUGACCGCGCCGGCUUCGAGGUUUAGAGUCAGCAAUGAUAGAGAGGCCGAGAACAAUGAUUCGAGUCGCGGAGGUUAUCAGCCGCAGCCAGUAGUGCAGCAGCACCAGGAGCUCGUCAGUCAGUACAAGACAGCGCUAUCUGAGCUCACUUUCAAUUCGAAGCCGAUAAUAACUAACUUGACGAUAAUUGCUGGAGAAAAUCUUCACGCAGCGAAGGCUGUUGCAGCUACCGUCUGCGCCAACAUCCUUGAGGUUCCCAGUGAGCAAAAGUUGCCCUCGCUCUAUCUAUUAGACAGUAUAGUAAAAAAUAUUGGAAGAGAUUACAUAAAAUACUUUGCUGCCAGACUGUAUGAGGUGUUCUGUAAGGCAUACAGGCAAGUGGACUCCUCAGUGCAUCCAAGCAUGCGGCAUCUUUUUGGAACUUGGAAAGGAGUUUUUCCUCCUCAGACACUUCAGAUGAUUGAGAAAGAACUUGGUUUUUCUCCUUUGGUCAAUGGUUCAUCCUCCGGAGCCCCAACAUCUAGAUCUGAUUCACAGUCACAACGAAUUCAUUUCUUUUUUUUUGUGAUUAAGGCAAAAGGAAUGACUAAUGACCUUACUGGGGCUAUGGCCAGCUCAACUGAGGAUACUGAGAGGCCAGACAGAACAUCAAGUGUUAAUGUGGGACGUCCGUGGAUGGAUCUUCCUGCCAAAGUGAAUAACAUUCAGCGUUCUCGUAGAGAUGCACCAAAUGAUCCUAUGCAUGACAAGAAUAUUGGUACUGCUUAUGGAGAAUAUGAACAUGUUUCUGAUCUUUCGCAUAAUUCUGGCUUGGGUAUUGGGAGAACCAGUGGAAGGGUUGCGGACCAAGGACGUGACAAGCCUUGGUUUGGAUCUGGAAGUGGUGUCUCAGAGACAAUUUCAAGCCAGAAAAAUGGUUUCAAUCUAAAGCCUGCAUUUCCAAAUUACUCAACUGCCAAAUCUGCAAAUGCCGAUGUGCAUCUACAGACAACGCAAGGCAUUGGAAGCAAAAGUAGCAGUGGGAUGUCUAAUAGCUGGAAAAACUCUGAGGAAGAGGAGUUUAUGUGGGACAUGCACUCAAGAUUAUCAGAACAGGAGGCAGCCAAUAUCUCUAGUAAUUCGAGGAAUGAUUAUUGGGCUCCUGAUGAUUUAGAGAGAACGGAGCUUGAAAGUCAAAUUGAGAAACCUCCAAAUGUACCAGAUGGUUCAAGGUUUGAUAGGGAAACUUCUAUUGAUUCAAUGACCAGUGAACAUAAAGGCCAGCCUGCAUAUGUCCACAGGACAUCAUCCCCCUGGCCAGAGUCACUCCCCACAGAUAUCUUGGUUCAUUCUAGGGGCUCUGUAAUUAAUCCAGGUCAUUCAGAAGGCUGUUCUUCCAGUCUUGGUGGCUUGCCGGGAAGUGCAAAAUCUUCUCUUCCUAGGAAGGGAAUUCGCCCACUAAUAAGUUCACAUCAGAGCGGAACUUCUGGUUUUGGAAUUUCUCAGAACACAACUUCUGGAUCAGCUGCGUCAGUGGGGCAACAACAGUUUCCGUCGCUGGGAGCUGCAUCGCCAUCUAGGCAAUCGCCUAUGCACCAACAUCCAUCGUCACCUUUUUCGCCACACCAUCCCCAACAAUUACAAAAUCUAUCUGAGCAAGGCUACCAAAAAGUUCAUUCUGUGUCUCGGCCAGAUUCAAAAACAUUGCAAAUAUCGGCACAGUCAGUUAAUUCUGCUUCUUUGGAAUCCUUGCCUGCAGUGCCUUCGAGUACUCAACUAAGUAACUUGCAAAAAAAAUUGCAGCAACCAGACUUACCAGCUUUGUCUGCCUCAGUUCCUUCUUUUCAGCUCCCUCGCCGUUAUCUCGUUUCACAGCCAUUACAUCUAGACUCUACACAGUCUGAACUCUCCAGUCAGAAUCGAAACCUAGGUCCGUCUCAAACCUCAAAAUUUGGAACUUCUGCAAAAACAGGAAAUACAUCGAGCCAUCCUAAUCCUCUUGAUGCUGAAACCUCAGGACAAUCAACUAAGAGUAGCUUGUUGGCUGCUGUCAUGAAGAGCGGAAUCCUCUCGAACAAUUCACAUACUGUUAACAUACCUAAUCAGAGUUUUAAAGAGGCAGUAAGGCGAACAGGACAGGCUGUUCAGCCUCCUCUUCCGAGUGGACCUCCCCCGACUGUCUUUACAUCUUCAAGGCCUAGGGUUGCAUCAUCGACUUUGCCAGCCUCUGGUUCCUGUGAUGACAUUUCAGCCUCUUCAAAUAGUUCUCAGAGAAAGUUAGAUCAACCACUGAUUCCAUCUGGCCCACCACCUUCGUCUCUUGCUGGUAGUGCAUUGCCCCAGACUUCAGAAGUGGAGAGCAAGGCCCCAGAUCCAAUUUCAAACCUUUUGAGCUCUCUAGUUGCAAAAGGUCUGAUAUCUGCAUCGAAAUCAGAUUCACCAUCCCUGAUGGAAACUCAGGUUCCUACUCAAUCACAGAACCAGAGUCCAGCUAAUUCUACCAGUAGCCCCAUGCAGGUUACUACACCAGUUUCUGUUCAAUCAGAUGUUCCACUUGCUGCAUCUUCCUUGGACGAGGUAUCAGUUAUAGAACCUUCAGCUAAAGGUUCUGCUAACCUACCUCAAUCGACCACAAAAGAGGCAGAAAACCUCAUUGGAGUGCAAUUUAAGCCAGAUAUAGUCCGUGAAUUUCAUCAAAAGGUAAUUGAUGGCCUCUUUGAUGACCUUCCAUAUCAAUGCAGCGAAUGUGGUCUUCGCCUUAAACUUAAGGAACGCCUUGAUAGACAUUUAGAGUGGCACGCUAAGAAAAAGCUUGGACCAAAUGUUACAGAUAGGCCAUCGAGGACAUGGUAUCCAAAUUCAGACGACUGGGUUGCUGGAAACUUGGGACAUUUGGGAUCCGACUAUGUUGGCUCAUUGGAUAAGUCUGAAGGGACAUUGGAAAGGGAGCCAAUGGUUCCAGCUGAUGAAAAUCAAUAUGCAUGCAUGUUGUGUGGCGAGCUUUUUGAAGAUUAUUUCAGCCAAGAAAGAAAUCAAUGGAUGUUCCAAGGGGCAGUUUACAUGACCAUUCCAGAGGGAGAUAUGGCUGUAGGAGCUACAGAUGAGAGCACUGUUAUUGUGCAUGCAAAAUGUAGAAAUGAAGAUUCAGAUUUUGGCUUGGAGCUUAACGAUGGAAUUAAAGUGGAAAAGGACGGAUAGUUUACAAGGUAAGAAAGAGAAGUCACCGGGAUGCAAAUGCCAUUGACAGGAACUGAUGGAGGAAAUACAGGUUUACAUACAGAGCUUAAAUGUGUGUGAUAUUCAGAUGUUAAUUUUGUUUACCUCGAUCAUUCAUGAGACCUGACCAUUAGUGUUCCUGCUCUGAUUUUUCUCUUCUAUUUUCUGGAUUCCUUAUAUGAUAAUAGAAAUAUAUAAAAAAUCGAAGAUAGUUUGCACCUUAAUGUCUUUCUCUAUUGUGCUCAUAGCUGCUGUUUCUUUUAUUUGUUUUUCAAUUUCCUCAUCCGAGCUUGUGCUUGAUCCUGCAUUUGACAAUGAGAAAGCGAGGGAAGGAAGGAGCAUUCGAAAUCUGUUUUUCUGGUUCACCCUUGUAUCAGCAGAUGGUUCGUUAAACAUCAAUAGUGCCUUUUUCCUUCCCUGUUAUUUUCCUUUCGGCCUGGGUUUGUUAGCUUGGGAAUUAUACAGUUUCAGCAGAAUAGCGGGGUUUUUAAUAUAUUUUCUACUCUUGUAAUAGAUUUUGGUUUUUGCUGGAUGUUCUUGGUGACCCAUUUGGUUAUGGAUGAAUUUGAAAAUGAUGUAAUGGUAAAGAUGUUGUUCCUCUAAGAUGGAAAAUUUUGUAGAAGAAAAGUUAUGAUGUUUUAGCCGUAUGGUGGUAAUUCAUUAACUUUUAUGUGA